UCAGAGAGAGAGGUGCGAAGCGGGUUGCGUCUCGUCGCCAAGCUUUGCCAGACUUUUAACAUUUCCUUCCACACUACCUCGAAGAUAUCCACAAUACGAGACAUUUCUACGAGUGACGGAGCAACAGACGCAGCUACUACCUCAGCCUCCCUCAAACGAUGUCCAACCAGCGUACUUGGGACGUGUUACUGCGGUUGUGGACUGUGGCGCUCCUGGGAGCGGAGUACGCUCAUUCAUCCAGAGUACCUCCACCCAACCCCCUGGAACCUCUCCUGGCGCACGCCCGCGACCUCCUCGCCCACGCCCGCGACCUCCACCCACCCGCCCGCGACCUCCACCCACCCGCCUACCGGGUCUUCUACCAGACCGGGGAGUCUGAGGAGGACCUGCCGGAGUGCUCGCCCUGGACCGUCUGCAACAAGGUCGACAUCUACGACUCCCCGAGGGUGGAGCGACAGUGCCGCUGCCCUCGAGGUCCACCUUGUAGUGCCGCCCUCGACCCGUCUGAUGGCCACACCGUCACUGACAAGACCAGGCACUUCAAG
Molecule: messenger RNA, 545 nt
Organism: Procambarus clarkii (red swamp crayfish)
Lineage: Eukaryota; Metazoa; Arthropoda; Malacostraca; Decapoda; Cambaridae
Source: RefSeq, a predicted model, not a curated record